CUACAUUACUUAAUCUAACCAUCUCAACGUACCAGAUUACAAAUAAUUUCUGUAAUAUCCACACCUAAACGGAAUUUAAUCACGAUGAUUUGGGGUAUUACAGUCUUAUGAGGAUCAAUGCAGCCCAGCAGCCGCCAGCAAUAACUUUCUAAGCUGUCUGUUAUGAUCUAUGGAAACCUUACUAAUGUAAAAUCAAUUUACAGGUUAUUUCAUAAACAUCAUAGCUAAACUGAAUAUAUGCACCAGAUUGCAAACUGGAUUUUAACCAACAUUAAUUAAUGGAAUUAAAAACCUGAAUUUGUAAUAUUGGAUACAGAGGAUGGAUGGAUAUCAAUACCAGCAGAAGAUUGAAUAUGGAUACGACAACCAUAUAAAUAAAUAAGUGUGACAUAGCAGGAUACUUUUUAAGCCAGGUUAUAAUAUAAUGUCAAAUAUAGAUAUUUGAUUGUUAGACAUUGUAUGAUCUCAAAAUGGAUGUAGAAAAGAUCAGGUUCACUGCGGAGAGUUUCAUCAUACUCUUAUUAACUAUAGGGACCAUAGCAUCAAACAUUAUCAUUCUCCUGAUUUACUUCCGUACUGAUGCACUUGUAUCCAUGAACAAAUUCUUCUUUGGAUCGUUAAUAUUCUGUGAUCUGUUUUUUGGAUUAUUUGUAACACCAUUUUCAUUUUGGACAUCAAUGUUUGAUGAGUGGCUCUAUGGACCAGUAUUUUGCCAUAUUGAGGCGUACGUGAUAACAGCGCUAUGGAUUGCGAGUUUGUACUCGCUGAUGUGGAUCUCCAUAGACCACCAUAUGGCAAUAAGGAAACCACAAAGAUACGAAAAUAUGCUAGGAUCAGUACGAAGUUUAUGCUGGAUGUUAACAAUUUGGGUAGUCGCGAUAUGCUUUUGUUGUCCACCCUUAUUUGGCAUGCAGCGAGCAACCUACUACCCCGAAGCAUAUAUUUGCUUACUAGACUGGAAUACCGGGACAGCAUUUCUCGUGACGGCUUGUCUUAUUGUUUUCAUUCCACCAUUUGUGGUGCUACUAUGGUGCCAUCUAUAUAUGCUAACGAAAGGUUAUGCGCAGAAGAGACAAACCUUUGAAAAAGGCGCUGAUUUCCAGGCACUUUCCCGACCACAACAAUACAGUGUCAGUCUAGCAUUCUCCAUAACGAAUCUAAUUAUAUGGUUGCCAUGGCUAUUAUUGCAGUUUUAUGAUGUCAUAGACCAUCACAGACAGAAUUAUUCCCCCACGUGGCAUUUUGCAACUAUGUGGUUGGUGCUUGGUAAUUCCUUCUGGAAAUUCCUUGUAUACCUUGGUGUUAGUCCAAGCUUUAGACAAGGACUGAAAAUGCUUUGUAAGACAUGGUGUAGAGAAACAGAGGUUUCAUAAGAAUUAAUACUGACCGUAACAAAUAAUAUGUUAUACAUGUAAUUUACUCAUAACAAAAUACAGUGAAACCUGUCUAAAUGGAACACCUUUGGUACCUUAAAAAAGUUCUACUUGGGAGGUGUUCCACUUAUAGAGGUUCAUUUAACAUUGAGUCAGUUGGUCUUGAAACUCUGAAAAGUGUUCCACUAGCAGAGGUGUUCCGUUUCUAGAAGUGUUCCACUUUACAGGUUUCACUGUAUGCUAUACAUGUAAUUAACCCAUUUAUUAUAUAAUUUAGACCAAUAUAUAAAGAUCAACCAUAUAAGAAACCUUUCUAUUUGCAGCAAAAAAUGGACCAAUUUCAGUCACAGUUGCUAUAAACAUGAGAAAUAGUAAUGCUUUCUAUAUAAGCUGCUCUAAACAUAUAGGAUUUAUAAGUUACCAUAGGGCCA
This is a messenger RNA of Owenia fusiformis, 1804 nucleotides long. The record is from the annotation of a GenBank genome assembly. Lineage: Eukaryota; Metazoa; Annelida; Polychaeta; Sabellida; Oweniidae.